Aspergillus wentii DTO 134E9 is the source of this 477-nucleotide messenger RNA. RefSeq lists its product as uncharacterized. The record is from RefSeq and is a predicted model, not a curated record. Bases 1 to 477 code for a protein of 158 amino acids. The transcript has 2 exons. NCBI's taxonomy places the organism in Eukaryota, Fungi, Ascomycota, Eurotiomycetes, Eurotiales, Aspergillaceae.
AUGAUUCUAACAGACCUUCUCCGUGUCGAGCCUCUUGAUGCACUUGGCCCUCUCGACAUCUUCAACAGCCUCUCGUGGAUGAACAGCACCGAUAUUUCUCUUAUCAAUGCAUCUCUAGACCCAGUCAAUACUCGAUCCACGCGAGCGAUUGCAGCAAAUGCCACCGGCCAGUCCAUCGUGCCGACACACACCUUUUCUACAGCUCCUGCCUUGGAUGUGCUUAUCGUUCCAGGUGGACUUGGUAUGCGAGAAUCUACUCCGGCGGUCGAACAAGCCAUAGACUUUGUCCGAGAUACAUAUCCUACGGUCAAGUACCUCAUUACCGUGUGUACUGGAGCUGGUGUUGCGGCCCAGGCGGGCGUUCUGGAUGGGAAACGAGCGACGACGAAUAAAAAGGCAUGGAACGAGAUUAGUGCGAUGAGUGAUGCUGUGAAAUGGGUUCCUCAUGCGAGAUGGGUGGUGGACGGGAAUAUCUGA